Molecule: messenger RNA, 1779 nt
Organism: Lates calcarifer (barramundi perch)
Lineage: Eukaryota; Metazoa; Chordata; Actinopteri; Centropomidae
Product: GDP-L-fucose synthase
Exons: 11
Coding region: 59-1198 (379 amino acids)
Biological process (GO): nucleotide-sugar biosynthetic process
Molecular function (GO): GDP-L-fucose synthase activity
Source: RefSeq, a predicted model, not a curated record
CUGACUUGACGCCGGCUCCUCUCCACCUCCUGUCCGUGCAGUCUACAGCUAACGGUUUAUGACGUGGCAUUUACCUGAGCUUUCACCACUGCAAACAGCUGAGAGGAGCUGCAUCACAUCCACCUGUAGACUGCUGUUAGUGAGGUAUCACAGCUGUAUUAUUAACUCAGGGUAUCUGCAGGUUUUGGAAAGUCUUCAGACCCCUGAGAGGAAGAAACAGAUGAACGGUCAGGGCAGUAACACCACUCCAAUGAGGGUGCUGGUGACAGGAGGGUCCGGCUUGGUGGGCAGGGCCAUACAGCAUGUGGUCAAAGAGGAGACGGGAGCCAAGGAGGGGGAGGAAUGGAUAUUCCUCUCCUCUAAAGAUGCCAACCUCAUGAACAUGGAGGAGACUCGGGCGGUGUUUGAGAAACAUCGGCCGACCCACGUCAUCCACCUGGCUGCUAUGGUCGGAGGGCUUUUCAAGAACAUGAAGUACAACCUGGACUUUUGGAGGAACAACAUCUACAUCAACGAUAACGUGCUGCAGGCAGCACAUGAAGUGGGCGCUGUCAAGGUGGUGUCAUGCCUAUCUACCUGCAUCUUUCCAGAUAAAACCACCUACCCUAUCGAUGAGACGAUGAUCCAUAAUGGUCCACCUCAUGAGUCAAACUUUGGCUACGCCUAUGCAAAGAGAAUGAUUGACGUUCAUAACAGGGCGUAUUUCCAGCAGCAUGGGCGCUGCUACACAGCUGUGAUUCCCACUAAUGUGUUUGGUCCUCACGACAACUUCAGCAUUGAGGAUGGUCAUGUGCUGCCAGGCCUCAUCCACAAAGCUUACAUAGCUCAAAAGGAGGGGAAGCCUCUGAUGGUCUGGGGCUCCGGCACUCCCAGACGACAGUUCAUUUACUCUUUGGACUUGGCUCGUCUCUUCCUGUGGGUCCUGCGAGAGUACCCAGAGGUCGAUCCCAUCAUUCUCUCAGUUGGAGAGGAAGACGAAGUGUCCAUCAAAGAGGCAGCAGAUGCAGUGGUCCAGGCCUUAGGCUUUAAAGGAGAAGUCGUGUACAAUACCAGUAAAGCAGAUGGACAAUUCAAAAAGACGGCCAGCAACGCAAAGCUGCGCCACUACCUGCCAGACUUCACCUUCACACCCUUCAAACAAGCUUUAAAGGAAACCUGCGACUGGUUUGUUGCCAAUUAUGACGCCGCCCGCAAGUGAAAACUCGGCUUAACAAGUCGACACAAAGUCAGUCGAUCCAUGACCCGCGCUGAAGGAGGACGAGAUGAAGAGUGGAGGUGGUGGAGAUGAUGAGUGGGCUGGAAGAAAACAAGGUGGUUCAUCUGUACAUGCACACACCUGUUACUGAAUGAACUUUGAUCCUGUCACUCAUGUCUUUGGACUCAGUGAGCUCACCUUAAAUUCUAUUGUUAUCUAUUGUAGUCAUAGGCAUCGUAUUCUACUACCUGUAUGUAGAAUUUUUAUUCACUAUGGUAGUGUUAAAUCAUUAAACAUUUAAUUUACGUCUUCAAUCUUGGAAUCCAGGUGCUGGCACAGUUUAGUUUCAGUAAUUGUCAAAUCUAGUUAAACUUUUUUCAGCAGUACCAAGUUGUAUUUCUGAAGUCCCUUCAUUAUUGAAGGGUUUGGGAUUUAAAUCUAAACGACCUGGCCCUGAUUCACUUUAUUUAAUGACCAGAAUGGAGAUUAUGGUACAUGCUGUUAAACUGGUGCCUUGGAUGUUGGGUUUUUUUUUUACUCAGUGUGUUGGCACUGAGCAAAAUAAAUGUUUUAUACCAAUCAUA